This is a messenger RNA of Calypte anna (Anna's hummingbird), 1615 nucleotides long. RefSeq names its product family with sequence similarity 131 member A (gene FAM131A). NCBI's taxonomy places the organism in Eukaryota, Metazoa, Chordata, Aves, Apodiformes, Trochilidae. The record is from RefSeq and is a predicted model, not a curated record. The coding region runs from base 69 to 1076 and encodes 335 amino acids. The transcript has 6 exons.
GCGGCCGGAGGGCGAUGCGGGCGGCGCGGAGCCGGCGGUAGUGUCCGCACCGGGGCCUCCCCGGGAGCAUGGGCUGCAUCGGAUCCAAAACCACCAUCGUGGCUGUGGACACGACGCUGUGCGUGGAGUGGAAGGAGGUGAAAGUGUUGUCACCACUGAGUGCCACCCACCCAUUGCCCCACCUGGCACGCCAGGCCUCCUUCGACAGCCAGGACUUCCUCCAGGUCAAUGUUGAGGAUACUGUCGAGAUGCUGCCCAAGUCACGGCGCGCGCUGACCAUCCAGGAGAUUGCUGCCCUGGCCCGCUCCUCAUUGCACGGGAUCUCACAGGUGGUGAAGGAGCACGUGACAAAGCCAACAGCCAUGGCACAGGGCCGUGUUGCCCACCUCAUCGAGUGGAAGGGCUGGUGCAAGCCGGUGGAGCCACCCACUGCCCUGGAGAGCGCCUUCAGCUCCUACUGCCAUCUGAGUGAGGGCGAGCAGGAGGCACGCUUUGCUGCUGGUGUGGCAGAGCAGUUUGCCAUCGCUGAGGCCAAGCUGCGAGCGUGGUCCUCGGUGGAUGGGGACGACUCCAAUGAUGAGUCCUAUGACGAGGACUUCAUGCCCUCCACAGAGAGCUCCCAGCCCACUGACCUUCCCAGCAUGGUGCCUGCCAGCGUGCUGCUGCGAGACCUGCUGCAGGGCCACCUCUGCCAGCUGGGUGUGCAGCACAGCUCUUGCGAGCCUGAGAGUGACUCCUCACACACCCUCUCCCCUGAGACCCUCUGCUCCAGUCUCUGCAGCCUGGAGAUGGUGUCACCCUCUGAACUCACUGCCAAACUGUUGGGCUCCUUGGGGAGUGAGGACCUGCUGCUGCCCAAGCCGCAUCCCCCAGCCAGCCAAAGUGCCUUGCGGGGCCUGGCACGGCUCCGGUGCCAGGACUCCCUCUACUCUGUGUCCUACACUGAAGCUUGCCUCUCGCCCACCGAGGAUGAGGUGGUGCUGAGCAAGGACUUCCCACUCCGCCGCAAAGUCUCUGAUGUCGCCUCCUCUGGGGUGGCAUCACUGGAAGAGGAGGAGGAGGCCCAAGAGCCCUGAAGACAACUUCUGGGUGCCCUGCCACUCCUGGUGGGGGACCAGCCCCCCCACAACUGGCCCCCAGCUGGACCCUGUGCUUGGCAAGGGACAGGCCCUGCUGCCACUCCUCCUUGCUAGCUGGGCAGGGGGGGUCUUGGGAGGCCACUGCUGCCCCCCCCCAGCCAGUGUACCCCCACCCUGCUUGGCCUCCUAGAUUUUUGCAUGAGAGUGGGGAAGGGGUCCAGGGAAAAGUCUGGUGGGGGUUGGACCCCCUGCCCUGGUGCCCAGAUGUGCCCCUCCGUAACUGACAAGACUGAAUCAGUGGGGCUGGUUGUUCGCAUGUUCCCCCCAAAACUGCCCCAGGCUCCCCUUUUGGGCACAGCCCUCCCCCUCCUCGCUGGCAUGGCUGAACCUCUCUGAACACCCUGCAGUGCCCCCACCCCGUGGCCAGCACCCUCAGCUUGGAGUGGUAGUGGGGGUUUGGGGAUGGUGUGGGUGUGGGUUUCUCCUCUCUACUGGACUGGCUUUUAUUGGACCGAGUUUUAUACUGUGAACUGCUG